AUGGCCGUCGAUUCUCUAGUAAUCAACGUUGCCGUUUUAAACUGCGGGUAUACGAGUCCCGUUAUCGAAAAGGAGAGGGGCCAAUAUCAUGACAUCUUCCGAGUACUUCUGCGGGACGCGGUGCAUCGUUCGUCUUCCCUGACGAAAAAACCUACCCUACAGCUCGAGGGGUGGGAUGUUGUGAACCAGAAAUAUCCGUUGUGCCUGGACCGAGCCGAUGCCAUCAUCAUCACCGGAUCGCCCAACGGCGCAUAUCAACCACUAGAGUGGAUUCAUGUUCUGCAGCGUUAUAUCUUGCGUGUCUACAUCGAACGACCGCAUAUCAAGCUGUACGGCUCUUGUUUUGGCCAUCAAAUCAUCUGCAAGGCUCUGUUUGAGGACUAUGGCGCAAUCAUACAGAAAGAUCCGGCAGGCUACGAACUAGGCGUCCACACCAUCAACGUGUCAGAAGAAUUCGCCUCACGAUUCGCUACACUACUUCCUACCAAGUCUCUGCGCCUCCAGUUCCUACACGGCGAUCAUGUCAUUUUGCCUCCAGGCGUCUUGCCGGAAGACGCCUGCGUCAUUGGCUCAACACCUCACUGCGCAAAUCAAGGCAUCUAUCAGCCGGGUAGACUCCUCACAUACCAAGGGCAUCCCGAGUUUGACCAGUUUAUCGAGAUGGAGUGCCUGAAACUCGUCAGUGCACGUGUUGGAUGGCCUGCAAAGUUUACAGAGGCGGCGAUUGCGUCCGCUGCGGCUGUGGAUGAUGCAGUAAUUGCGGCAGAAAUCAUAGUUUCUUUCCUCUUAGAGCCUACGGUAGCAAAAUAA
Molecule: messenger RNA, 810 nt
Organism: Fusarium vanettenii 77-13-4
Lineage: Eukaryota; Fungi; Ascomycota; Sordariomycetes; Hypocreales; Nectriaceae
Exons: 2
Coding region: 1-810 (269 amino acids)
Cellular component (GO): nucleus; cytosol
Source: RefSeq, a predicted model, not a curated record